UAGAGUUAAUCUGCACGCCUGUAGGCGAUAACCGUUCACACAUAAACCAACAUGUUAACAUACAUGGCAGGUUAGCUUAUGCGGAAAGUUGCACAACGUAAGCUGGUACCAUACAAGAUCUAUAUAUGGCAACCUCUGUUGCGAGCCCAUCUUCUAGUUAUUCUAGUAAAUCUAGUACCAUUUAAGGUCGAGUGGGAAUGCGCCUUUCCAGUAUAAAUAAGACGAAUCAGUUAUUCAGAAAUAACAUAGUCUAUAGGUCUUAUCUUGAAAGAUGGCUUACAAAUUUGUAUUUCUGUUUCUCGUUGCUUCGGUAUUUGUGGUAAGAGCUGAAUAUCUGGUUUGCAAAUCUAUCAAUGAAGUUUUCCAUUCAAGAGAUAUCAAUGCACCGUACAACUCAACAGGAAUACGAGGACCUCCUGGUCGCCCUGGAAAACGCGGACCUCCUGGCACAAUUGGGAAUCCUGGUCCAGUAGGUCCACAGGCAGUAGUCGACUGGGACAGAGUUGAAACAAAAAUUCGCCAAUUGGUCGAAAACUAUACGAGAUGCUCAGGAUUGAUUUACCACGGUCGAUGUAUAAAGCUGAUCUACACAGCUGGCUACGCAACAACAAAACAAGAAUCGGAAGAUAUUUGCCGUUUCCACGACGGGCAACUGAUUGACAUCGAAAGUAAAGAAAUGUACGACCUUGUCUACAAUUACGUGAAAAAUGCCUGGAAUUCAAAGGUGGACGCGAACCUUGAUUACAUAGAUGUGUGGCUGGCUUCUACAUACGAGAACAACAUGGUGAGAAUGCGCAACGGGAGCAGUGGUUAUGCGGAGUGGUAUCCAGGAUAUCCAACUUCCACUGCUGGCCACAACGCGUUGGCUUUACUCGUUGCUAUCAAACCAACAAGGACACGAAUCGGAAUGUUCAAUAUAUCCCCAAGUUUUAGUAGACCAGUUCCAUUAUGUGAAUUUCCGCUAUAGGAGGGAAAUAGCUGCAAAUCCUGCUGAAACGUUACUGCAAUAUAUGAUGUUAACAACUGGCUGAACCGAAAAUGCUUUAAUAAAACUAACCACCAUCUAACGAACUUGUUUAAAUCUGCGGAUAUAUUCCAGUUAUAAUUUUAACUGUAUACAUACCAUGUCGGGCGUGUUAGUUAACCUGCCUCAGAAAAGAUAGGAAAUUUUCAGGGUUUGUUUAUGCAUUGCAUUAUCGUGGCAAAAUUUAUUGGGAACAUAUAACAGUAGGACCUGGAAGAUGGGACAGCUUUUAACUCUAUUUUCUCGUCCCAUUUAGUA
Molecule: messenger RNA, 1282 nt
Organism: Ciona intestinalis (vase tunicate)
Lineage: Eukaryota; Metazoa; Chordata; Ascidiacea; Phlebobranchia; Cionidae
Source: RefSeq, a predicted model, not a curated record